GGCGCGGCUCCCCAAGCUCUGUCCAAUCAGGCCCCUGGGACGGGACGUCUCCGUCCUCCUAGCCGUGAGUGUCCCGCCUGUCCCUAGCGGUCCCCGGCGUCCCUGUUCCUGUCUUGCUCACCUGCGCCGGUAGCGGAGAAAUCGCCCCGGGACAUGGACUCAGUGGUCUUUGAGGAUGUGGCUGUGGACUUCACCCUGGAGGAGUGGGUUUUGCUGGAUUCUGCUCAGAGGGACCUGUACAGAGAUGUGAUGCUGGAGACCUUUCAGAACCUGGCCUCAGUAGAUGAUGAAACUCAAUUUAAGGCCAGUGGGUCAGUUUCUCAGCAGGAUAUUUAUGGAAAAAAAAUACCCAAGGAAUCUAAAAUAGCUGCGUUCACCAGAAAUGUUUCCUGGGCCUCUGUUUUAGGAAAAAUUUGGGACAGUCUUAGCAUUGAAGAUCAGCCCACAAAGCAGGGGAGAAAUCUCAGUAGAAAUCAUGUGUUGGAGAGACUCUGUGAAAGUAACAAUCAAUGUGGAGAAGCCUUCAGCCAGAUUCCACAUCUUAAUCUGUACAAGAAAAUUCCACCUGGAGUAAAACAGUGUGAAUACAACACGUACGGAAAAGUCUUCAUGCAUCACCGCACAUCCCUCAAGAGUCCCAUCACAGUUCACACUGGACACAAACUAUAUCAGUGCCAGGAAUGUGGGCAGGCCUACGGUUGUCGUUCACACCUAAGAAUGCAUGUGAGAACCCACAAUGGAGAGAGACCCUAUGUGUGUAAAUUAUGUGGGAAAACCUUUCCUCGUACUUCCUCCCUUAAUCGGCAUGUAAGGAUUCACACUGCUGAGAAAACCUACGAAUGUAAACAAUGUGGGAAAGCCUUCAUUGAUUUCUCAAGUCUUACUAGUCAUCUCAGAAGUCACACCGGAGAGAAGCCAUAUAAGUGUAAGGAAUGUGGGAAAGCUUUCAGUUAUUCCUCGACGUUUCGAAGACACACAAUAACACACACUGGCGAGAAGCCAUAUAAAUGUCAGGAAUGUGGGGAAGCCUUUAGUUAUUCCUCAACUUUUCGAAGACAUAUGAUUUCACACACUGGAGAGAAGCCACAUAAAUGUAAAGAAUGUGGGGAAGCCUUCAGUUAUUCUUCGACUUUUCGAAGACACAUGAUAACACACACUGGAGAGAAACCCUAUGAAUGCAAACAGUGUGGGAAAACCUUCAUUUACCUCCAGUCCUUUCGAAGACAUGAGAGAAUUCACACUGGAGAGAAACCCUACGAAUGCAAACAGUGUGGGAAAACCUUCAUUUAUCCCCAGUCCUUUCGAAGACAUGAAAGGACUCAUGGUGGAGAGAAACCCUAUGAGUGCAACCAGUGUGGGAAAGCAUUCAGUCACCCCUCAUCCUUUCGAGGACACAUGAGAGUGCACACUGGAGAGAAACCCUAUGAGUGCAAGCAGUGUGGGAAAACUUUCAAUUGGCCCAUAUCUUUACGAAAACAUAUGAGGACACACACUAGGGAGAAACCCUAUGAAUGUAAGCAGUGUGGGAAAGCCUUCAGCUUAUCCGCUUGCUUUCGAGAACAUGUGAGAAUGCACCCUGAAGACAAAUCCUAUGAAUGCAAGCUAUGUGGGAAAGCUUUCUAUUGCCACAUAUCCUUACAAAAACAUAUGAGAAGGCAUACCGCAGAGAAACUCUAUGAAUGCAAGCAGUGUGGGAAAGCUUUCAGUUGGCCUGAACUUUUGCAACAACAUGUGAGAACGCACACUGUAGAGAAGCCCUAUGAAUGUAAGGAAUGUGGGAAGGUCUUCAAAUGGCCGUCAUCUUUACCAAUACAUAUGAGACUGCACACUGGAGAGAAACCUUAUCAAUGUAAGCAUUGUGGGAAAGCAUUCAAUUGUUCCUCAUCCUUAAGACGACAUGUGAGAAUACACACUACAGAAAAACAGUAUAAGUGUAAUAUGGGACAUCCUCCUACAAAUGAAUUCAUGUGCAAUGCUUCAGAAAAGUCACACCAGGAGAGAGAUCUGAUCAAAGUUGUAAAUAUGGUGUUGCCUUUAUGAGUUCCUUAUCCUGAAAGUGGACACUUAAGGAAUGUGUCUGUAGUUCAUUUGCAAGUAAACAUUUAGGUGAAAAAUAAUUCUCCAAAUACUCUUAGCUCUUCUACAUGAAUUUUAACAGGUAGUUUCUUUUCUUACAAUUCAGUAAAUAAAACUUUCAUCUUAGAGUGUUUUGGACUUAGGGAUGAUUUGAAGUGCAUUUUUAAUAUGCAAGUAGGUUCAAGUUUUAUUUAAUAUCUUAAAUUGUAACUGACCUAGUGUGGCAGGUAUUGGAUAUCACUUAUCUAUUAUAUUUUCCACCCUUCUUACUGGGAGUAUUUUUAUUGUUUGGCCAGAGGACCCUUAUUCCAUUUUCUAAGAAGUAGUUGGCAGAAUUUUGUAAUUAUGCAAAGUUGUCUAAAGAGUACAGUCUCAAAUGAAUUGUAAUUUUUAAUGUUUGCCCUUUGCUGUUUGUCUCUGCUUGUGAUUGUGAAUUGGACAGUAGGCUUUGACUUGUGAUAUGACAGAGAAAUCCAGAGUUGCAGAUAGUUCUUCCGCAUUGUUAUGUCAAUGUGGGAAUUGUUAGGAACUUCAUUUGCUGGAAUGCAUUUCCUUUAUGGUUCCAUGUCCAAAUUUACCAAUAGCAAUAACUUGAAUGAAAUUUAGAAUGAAGAAGUGAAGAAGUCACUGCUGAGCUUUUGAGGUCGCAUUAAAUGAAGACAGACAGAUGCAUAGGGGCUUCGUGAACAUCAAACUUCAGCUUAUUUUCCAGAUUCUUGUUCCUGCCAAUUAAGAGUACCAUCAAAAGAAACACUUAAGUGCUUGAUUUCCACUGUGUCAGAGGUGUAGUCUUCCACAGACAUCUCCAUGAACUUGAUAUCAGGGAUAUGCCUGUGUGAUCAGUCACCUACAGUCUGGAUUUUUCUCAAAACCCUGCAUGACCUCUUGACCACUGAGUCAGACUGUCUUGUUUGGCAAUCUCUGAGCUUCUGAUUCUCCCGUUCUGUAGAUCUUAACAUAUUUGCAUGGGGUCUAAUUUAUAUCGUGAACACCUUGUUAUCUUAAUAUUUCCAGUGGCUCUGUGAUCCUGGUUCCACCACGAAAGCCACAGUGUUGCA
Molecule: messenger RNA, 3134 nt
Organism: Chlorocebus sabaeus (green monkey)
Lineage: Eukaryota; Metazoa; Chordata; Mammalia; Primates; Cercopithecidae
Gene: ZNF555
Product: zinc finger protein 555
Biological process (GO): regulation of transcription by RNA polymerase II
Cellular component (GO): nucleus
Molecular function (GO): RNA polymerase II cis-regulatory region sequence-specific DNA binding; DNA-binding transcription factor activity, RNA polymerase II-specific
Source: RefSeq, a predicted model, not a curated record